AUGGAUGAGACCGCCCUUGCUGCAGAGUUACUUGCGGAGAAAUUCAGCGGAGGGACCCAUUCAGCUUCUCAAGCACAACAGCACACACAUCUACAGGAGUCAUUGCAUCACCAUCAGCUGCAGACACCAUCCCCUUCACUGAGUCAAGCAGACGUGCAGAGUCAGCUUGCUAAUAGUGCCGCAUACGCUUACACUGGUAACGCACUUGUAACCAAUAAUACAAACGGUGUUGUUACUUUUCCACAAGCAACAAAUAGUAAUGUGACAACAGCCUCAGGCGGAGAUGCUUCUUCUGAACCGGUACAAGCUUACGCAAAGUUAGAGGGCGAUUCAUUUUGUUACUAUAUCAGAACUCUCCAAGUGACCUUUGGGCGCAAGGCCAGUUCCUCAGACCAUGUCGAUGUUCAUCUUGGUCCGACCAAAGCAAUUUCUCGUCAACACGCUCGCCUUUUCUAUAAUUUCACAACACAGCGGUUCGAAAUGAUGGUCUUUGGCAAGAACGGCGCCUUUGUGAACGAUCAGUUUGUUGAAAAAGGCGUUACAGUACCGCUUGAAAACCGAACAAAAAUUCAGAUUGGAGAGGUGUCUUUUUCUUUUCUACUGCCUAAAAUUGACACAGAUGAUUCCACAUCCGUCAAAAGAGAAGAUUCAGCUCAGCCUGGUGAGAUAUUCGAUUCGUCAGAGUAUUCCUCACGAGACACCAAGCCACCUUUUUCGUAUGCAUCUUUGAUCGCGCAGGCCAUCAACUCUACACCAUCUCGGAAAUUGACUCUAAAUGGAAUAUAUCAGCAUAUCACUCAGCACUACCCGUAUUAUCAAAUGACUCAGAACGGCUGGCAGAAUUCUAUUCGCCACAACUUAUCAUUAAAUAAGGCAUUUGUGAAAGUACCACGCUCCGACAACGAGCCGGGAAAGGGCGCGUUUUGGACUAUUGACCAAAGUUGCGAAGCCCAGUUCUCU
Messenger RNA from Lobosporangium transversale, 960 nucleotides. Its product is annotated as fork head domain-domain-containing protein. Gene Ontology annotation, biological process: regulation of transcription by RNA polymerase II. Gene Ontology annotation, molecular function: RNA polymerase II cis-regulatory region sequence-specific DNA binding; protein binding; DNA-binding transcription factor activity, RNA polymerase II-specific. The transcript has 4 exons. Lineage: Eukaryota; Fungi; Mortierellomycota; Mortierellomycetes; Mortierellales; Mortierellaceae. The record is from RefSeq and is a predicted model, not a curated record. The annotation marks the transcript as partial.